AUGAAGACGCGGGCGUGUCUAGCUUACCUCCUGGUGGGCGUGUGUGGGCUGGCCGCCGCCCUGCCCCUCCUAGGCGAGGGCGGGCAGAUGGGGCCGGGCGAGGGACCACGUGACAACAACCCCGUGUUCAACGUGUGGGAAUACGCCUACGUGCACGAUGGCUCUGUGAACACCCGGUCGGCGCAGGCGGAUGAGUCGAACAACGGCAACGGCAACAACAACAACAACAACAGCCCUUGCUUGUGGGCCAUCGUGUCGUGCUGCGGCGCUCGCUCGGGCCACGGGCGGGACGAGUGCUUCGAGACCCUAGGAUGCCCAGGGGCGUGGUUCGACAACCUCUGCUCGCAGGACUUCCAGAGCGCAGCCCACUCCGAGGUGUCCAACAUCCUCCAGUUCGGUUAGGCGGCUUUGGGCGAGAGAAGAGGCGGGAGAGCCAGCGAAGGAGGAAGGACGAGCAAGAAUCGUUGGAGGGAGGGUGUUGACCAGAUGAAAAGGAGAAGAAUAAAGGUGGAACUGAAGAAACAACGAAAAUGCUGCAAGUACAAACCAGAGGGGAGAGAAUGCAGUGGAAUUUCGAGAGAGAGGACAGUAAUGUAUGAUAAAAGAAUAAUGUCUGAUGUAGCGAUCUUUAAAAUGCGAUGGCUUUUAUGUUAAUGAAAACGAAGUAUAUCAGAAGAAAAUAUGAAACGGUAUAAUGACCUGAGCGAAUAGUAAAAUCAAAAUUUCUUUUUUUAUAUUAACUAAAUGGCACGAAAAAAUUAUGAAUUAAGGAAUUAUUUUUUUCCUUGCAUUUAUUGAUUUCAGGUGUGUAAAAAAAAGGUAAUAUAGGCUUGCAAGUGAAAAUCAAAUAUAUGUUAUAGAAUAGUACAUAGCCCAACAGACUAUUUAUACCGUAGCUUUAUAAUUUUAGUGGUACUAAUAUUUAUUCCAUUUCAGUUUAUUCACAGUCCAUGUAUAAUUCAUGUGAAUCACAUCUAAGUUUUUUUUAUUGAAAAGAUGUAUCUUGAAAAAAAUGAAUUGCCCUGAAUUAACUACCCUGUAAUACUAUUGUUUGCAGUUAACUUUAUGUUAGUCCUCUUAACAAAAGGGUUAUAUAUUGCAGAUGUCUAAGGGAAGCCUUUGUAUAAUAAAAAAAUCAAAUAUU
Messenger RNA from Penaeus vannamei (Pacific white shrimp), 1144 nucleotides. Lineage: Eukaryota; Metazoa; Arthropoda; Malacostraca; Decapoda; Penaeidae. The record is from RefSeq and is a predicted model, not a curated record.